Messenger RNA from Anarrhichthys ocellatus (wolf-eel), 3439 nucleotides. It is a transcript of the gene kif23, whose product is annotated as kinesin family member 23. Lineage: Eukaryota; Metazoa; Chordata; Actinopteri; Perciformes; Anarhichadidae. The record is from RefSeq and is a predicted model, not a curated record. The transcript has 22 exons. Gene Ontology annotation, cellular component: kinesin complex; microtubule; nucleus. The coding region runs from base 53 to 2677 and encodes 874 amino acids. Gene Ontology annotation, biological process: microtubule-based movement; mitotic spindle midzone assembly. Gene Ontology annotation, molecular function: microtubule motor activity; ATP hydrolysis activity; microtubule binding.
AAAAAAUAAACUCAAGAAGAAGAAGAAGAAGAAGAAGAAGCAGCGAGUAACAAUGAUCAGACAAGCGAAGGGCAGAACCCCCCGCAGGCCUCCUAAGAAGCCGUCCAGUACCCAGAAAGACCCGGUUGGGGUGUACUGUCGUGUACGACCUCUGGGUGCGGAGGACGAGGAGUGCUGCAUCGAGGUGAUCAGCAGCAGCACCAUCCAGCUGCACGCUCCUGAAGGCUUUAAAACCAACCGCAAUGGAGAGUACAAAGAGACACAGUAUUCCUUUAAAAAAGUCUUUGGAGUGUCCAUAUCUCAGAUGGAGCUGUUUGAGCAUGUGGCCAAACCUCUUGUCGACGACCUCAUCCAUGGAAAAAAUGGUCUGCUCUUCACGUACGGGGUAACAGGAAGUGGGAAGACGUUCACCAUGACUGGCUCUCCAGGCCAGGGUGGACUUCUACCUCGCUCACUGGACAUGCUCUUUAACAGCAUAGGACCAUACCACACCAAAAGAUAUGUUUUAAAGACUGAUGACAAAAAUGGCAUCGAGGUCCAGAAUGAAGUCGAUGCUCUGCUGGAGCGCCAAAAGCGUGAAAACAUGUCUUUUCCGAAACCCUCCUCUUCCAGACAAAAGCUGGAUCCUGAAAUCGCUGACAUGAUUAAGUCAGAGGAGGCUUAUAAAACUGAUGGCGUGGACGAGGACAGCAGCUACAGCGUCUUCGUCUCCUACAUAGAAAUCUACAACAACUACAUCUACGACCUCCUGGAGGAGAAUCAGGAGGAUGCAAUCAAACCAAAACCACCUCAAUCCAAACUCCUCAGAGAGGACCAGAAUCACAACAUGUAUGUGGCCGGUUGUAUGGAAGUCGAAGUAAAGUCUGCUGAGGAGGCGUUUCAAGUGUUCUGGAGAGGUCAGAAGAAGAGGAAGGUUGCGAACACUCGCCUGAACAGAGAGUCCAGUCGCUCCCACAGUGUACUCAUCGUUAAACUGGCUCAGGCGCCUCUCGACGCAGAUGGCGACAACAUUCUCCAGGAUAAGAACCAGGUGACUGUUAGUCAGCUGUGCCUGGUGGACUUGGCAGGAAGUGAGCGCACCGGUAGGACGGGGGCAGAAGGCACACGUAUACGAGAAGCAGGUAACAUUAAUCAGUCUCUGCUGAAUCUGCGAACGUGCAUUGAGAUACUUCGAGAGAACCAGAUGUGUGGCACAAACCGGAUGGUCCCCUACAGAGACUCUAAAGUAACCCAUCUGUUCAAGAACUACUUUGACGGAGAGGGAAAAGUCAAAAUGGUCGUCUGUGUCAAUCCCAAAGCCGACGACUACGAGGAAACCUUGCUGGUGAUGCGGUUUGCAGAGAUGACCCAGGAGGUGGAAGUGGCUCGGCCGGUGGACCGGCCCAUCUGUGGCUUCACCCCGGGCCGCCGCCAGAGAAACCAGGCCUUCAAAGAGGAACUGUCUCGCAAGCUGGACGAGCGCGGUGGUCCGAUAGACAGAGACAUGCACCGUGUCAUAAACCACCUGGUGCACAGCCUCCCUUCUCUACCGUCCUGUGAGCUGACCGACCCCCACGAUGACAUCACCCUGCCCAGGCUGAUCGAAGCUCUGCAAAACAGACACAGGAUCAGGCAGCUGAUGAUGGAUGAAUACAACAACGCAGCCAACAGGAUGAAGUCCAUGCUUCAGGAAGUGGACAGCAUCCAAAUUUCCAAAGACGAUUUGAUUCAUGAACAAAACGGCAAACUGGUGGACAAGGACAAAAUCAUCCAGAACAACAAGGCAGAGAUCGAACGCUUGGAGAAAAAGACCAGAAUGCAGGAUCACAAGAUUGACAUCCUGCAGAAAACGACUAAAAUUUACGAGGACGACAAGCGCUCUAUGAAGUAUGAACUGGAAACCAGAGACCAGAGGCUGCAGAGGGAGCAGACGGACAAGCGGCGCAUGGAGCAGCGAAUGCACGGCGUGGUCACAGACACCCAGCACAAGUGGGAGAAAGAAUGUGACCGACGCGUUAAUGCGAUGCAGCUGGAGAUGCAAAACAAGCUUUGGGUGAAAGACGAGAAGCUGAAGCAGCUCAAGGCCAUCGUGACGGAGAGCAAGACUCCAGGUCGCCCCGAUCCUCCACCUCGUCAUACGCAGCCUCAGCGGCCUUCCAGAGAGGACCGCCUCCCUGCAAAGAGAUCCGCCUCGCCCUCACCUGUCCCUACAGUGACGCCGGUGCGUCCGCUGCACCGUCGCUCUCGCUCCGCUGGCGGUGAGAAGUGGGUUGACCACAAGCCUUUGUCCAGCUUGGACUUGGGUACAGUUUUGCAGCCCGUCAUCCCCAACGCCAUCCAGGUGUCUACACCGAGUGAGAAGGCCCUGUCCAAGUGUGACCGAUACGUGUUGACACAUCAGGAGGUCGCCUCUGAUGGCGAGAUACAGACCAAACUCAUUAAGGGUGAGGUGAUGAAAACGAGAGGAGGAGGACAGGCCGUCCAGUUCACCGACAUCGAGACCCUGAAACAGGAGCUCACCACAGUCCCAAGGCGUAAAAGAAAAUCAUCAGAAGGUGCAUCUGCCAAUGGAGACGGAACAGAUGGUGCUUGGACUGAUGUGGAGACGAGGUGUUCUGUUGCUGUGGAGAUGAGGGCCGGAUCAAACAUGGGUCCUGGCUUUGAGCAUCACGGGAUCACCAAGCGCAGGAAACCCUGAAAGCAGCCGACAGCUGCUCCAGUGAUCCCUCACCUCUCACCUGGCUGUUGUGCAAUAGUCUGAACUUUUUAUAUUUAGCUCUAGUGAUAAUAUUUAUACAUUUUCCACGCUUUUAUAUAUUCAGACGUGUAUAUACAUGGGUCACCAAAGCUGUUUUGUAAAAAAUAUUUUAUGUUGUAUUUGAACCAAUAGAUAAAGAGUACUCUGAUUCAGUCAAGGAUGCUGGCAACUGAAAGAGUCUGCUUGCACAUUUGUGUGUAACAUAAGUCACAUUUGUUUCUUGUGAAGCUGCCACAAUAUUGAUUUCCAUCUGCUCCAUACUGUUUGGUUCUUGAUGGAUGAAUUAUAUUGAGCUUACAAUAAUCAAGUUAUUUUUUGAUUCCCUUCUUUAUAUAGUUGGGUUCUCUCCUUCCUUCACUGUACACUCGGGAAUAAAGUUCCUCUGAAGCAACAGUUUGUCGUGUUUACACAGUAAAAACAAUGCAAAUGUGACAGUUUGGUGCAUAAUGCUCUGGGCAAUUAGUGCCAGGUUCAUUUCCAGACACUAGAUGGGGAUACAGGACAGCAGUACAUUAUGCCGCGUGUUGACCACCGCAGUGAUACUGGAGGCACAUGAUGCCUGACUCAUGCACCGCAUUAUUCCGUAAGCAUGUUAACGGUUUGUCAAGAAAUGCUGACUUAAUGAAUGUCAGUGAGAAGCACAGAGUUUAAGUGUCUGUGAAAAGUAAUGGCAGCUUUGCAGUUCCACAGGUCAAUUCUGUG